CAUUUUCAUUUUCUCCAGCCAACGUUGUCAUCAUCACCACCUUUACAAAAGGCUCUCCCUCUUGAGUGGUUCGUGACUUCGUGAAUAAGCUCUGGCCUUUGGGUUUUGAUUAAGGCUCACAUUAAAAAGAAAAAGUGUGGGUGCAAUGCCCGGUUGCAUACAUGUGCAUUUCAUGUAUCUUAAGCCUAUAAUAGCCCUAUACCACUAAUAUUGUUGUUGUUAUUCCUUUCUUGUUCUUUCUUCCAUCCUCCAAUAUAAGAGGACCACUCUAAAUGUUCUAUCAUUAAUGGAAAUCCUAAAUAUCCAUUACAGGGUGUUAUGUUGAUCCCAUGAUGAUUGUCCAGAGUCUGCUCCUCUCAAUUAUAUGGGGUUCAUCGGUGUUAGAUGGAGGAAACCAAUUAGAGAGCUCCUUUCUUCAAACCCCAGAUGAAUAAGUUAUGAAGUAUUGAUUGGAGCUAGCUGAGGAGAGGGAUUUUCAAUCAUUGAAUCCAAUGGAGAAACCAGCAGAGCAGCCACAAGCAGGGCAGACAAGCCUGCCUCAGAAGAAGAUGACAAAACAGUUGACUGGAAAACGUGACGAUACGCCUUUGCAUACUGCGGCAAGAGAAGGGAAUCUUACUGCUGUAACAGAAAUCUUUAGUGGCACCGGAGAGGCUGAAUUGAAGGAAUUGUUGGAAAAGCAAAAUCAAGCUGGUGAGACAGCCCUUUAUGUUGCAGCAGAAUAUGGUUAUGUUGAUUUGGUUAGGGAGAUGAUCAAGUACUAUGAUCUUGCUGAUGCUGGCAUUAAAGCAAGAAAUGGCUUUGAUGCAUUCCACAUUGCUGCAAAACAAGGGGACUUGGAGAUAUUGAAGGUCUUAAUGGAGGUCCAUCCAGAAUUGUCUAUGACCGUGGAUGGAUCAAACACCACGGCUUUGCACACUGCUGCAACACAAGGGCACAUUGAGAUAGUGAAUUUUUUGUUAGAGGCAGAAAGUAGCCUGGCAACCAUUGCUAGAAGCAAUCAGAAGACUGCCUUGCACUCUGCAGCGCGAAAUGGGCAUUUGGAGGUUGUGAAAGCACUUCUGGAAAAGGAGCCUGGGAUUACCAAACGGACUGAUAAGAAGGGGCAGACUGCACUACACAUGGCAGUGAAGGGACAGAGUAGUGAGGUGGUGGGGGAGCUGAUUAAGGCAGAUCCUUUGACGGUAAACAUAGUUGAUAAUAAGGGCAACACCGCGUUGCAUAUAGCAACCAGGAAAGGUAGAGCUCAGAUUGUGAAGAUGCUUCUCGAACACAAUGAGACAGACACAAAAGCCGUUAACAGGACUGGUGAAACUGCCACUGACACUGCAGAGAAAACUGGCCAAGCUGAUGUUGCAGCCCUUCUUCAGGAUUAUGGGGUUCAGAGCGCCAAAAACCUCAGGCCUCAAGCACCAAGCACUGCCCGUGAGUUGAAACAAACGGUUAGUGACAUAAAGCAUGAAGUCCAUGACCAGCUAGAUCAGACCCGGCAGACCAGAAAACGUGUUCGAGGCAUAGCCCACCGUAUCAACAAAAUGCACACAGAAGGUCUCAACAAUGCAAUCAACUCCACAACUGUUGUAGCUGUCCUCAUUGCCACAGUCGCAUUUGCAGCCAUAUUCACAGUCCCUGGGCAAUAUGUUGACGACCCAGAAAACAUUCCUCCUGGAGUCUCCCUAGGGGAAGCAAAUAUUGCUCCCCAAGUGCCAUUUAUUAUCUUCAUCAUCUUUGAUUCCAUUGCACUCUUUAUUUCUCUGGCAGUUGUGGUGGUGCAGACCUCAGUGGUAGUCAUAGAAAGCAAGGCAAAGAAGCAAAUGAUGGCAGUUAUCAACAAGCUAAUGUGGUUGGCUUGUGCACUUGUUUCAGUGGCAUUCUUGGCUCUGUCAUUUGUUGUGGUCGGUGAGAGUGAAAGGUGGCUGGCAAUUGGAGUAACAAUUAUAGGAACAACCAUAAUGGCCGCUACUUUGGGUACUAUGUGUUAUUGGGUCAUUAGGCAUCGGAUUGAGGCCUCCAAUAUGAGGAACAUUCGGAGAAAAUCAUCACUUGGCAGUGGAUCAAGAUCCUUGUCACUGUCAGUGAUGUCAGACUCUGAGAUCCUCAACGGUGAGUACAAGAAUAUGUAUGCAAUUUGAGACACUCCCUACGCCAGAUAAGUUUUUAGCAUUCGGCAUAAGAGAUCUCUAUGCUUAUAUAUAAGUUGACAUCUAAAAUGUAUAUUUCUUGAAGAGUUGAUCAUACUUUUUUCUCUUCAAAAAAGUUUACUCAUUACUAUGUCAGUUUAGUGA
Molecule: messenger RNA, 2285 nt
Organism: Quercus robur (English oak)
Lineage: Eukaryota; Viridiplantae; Streptophyta; Magnoliopsida; Fagales; Fagaceae
Product: ankyrin repeat-containing protein At5g02620
Exons: 4
Coding region: 492-2132 (546 amino acids)
Cellular component (GO): plasma membrane
Molecular function (GO): protein phosphatase 1 binding; protein phosphatase regulator activity
Source: RefSeq, a predicted model, not a curated record